Messenger RNA from Stegostoma tigrinum, 3425 nucleotides. Its product is annotated as gastrula zinc finger protein XlCGF49.1-like. Gene Ontology annotation, biological process: regulation of transcription by RNA polymerase II; central nervous system development. Gene Ontology annotation, molecular function: RNA polymerase II cis-regulatory region sequence-specific DNA binding; DNA-binding transcription factor activity, RNA polymerase II-specific. The transcript is spliced from 2 exons. Lineage: Eukaryota; Metazoa; Chordata; Chondrichthyes; Orectolobiformes; Stegostomatidae. The record is from RefSeq and is a predicted model, not a curated record. Gene Ontology annotation, cellular component: nucleus. The coding region runs from base 585 to 1229 and encodes 214 amino acids.
AAUCACGUGAUCAGUUCACGCCCGCAGCGCAGUAUCACUGUGGCGGAAGCUCGAAAGCGAAUGAAAGGAUGCAGUGAAGAGAGGUAAAUAGGAAAAAGCGGGAAGAAAGUGCUCGUUUUGACUGAAGUUUUAAUAACAUUUUGUGCACGUCGGAGAACACAAAUCUUAAACUCACGGUCCCAUAUUUGUGGCAAACGGGAAAGCAGCUGAAGUCCUUAGGCGCAGUUUGAUAGGCCCGAUUAACCGCUACCAUCUUUUGGGGGUCAUGAUUCUGGGGACCUAUACGGGGCCGCCAUUUUGGUAGAUAGCGAACUGCAGCUUCACGUUUGCGCAGGCCUUCAUUGUGCGAAGAGGAGGAUUUACGCAGAGAAAUAUUUCUUCUGAAUUUUUUUUCUCGGACGAAGAGAGAUGGUUUAUUUUCAAUUAGAGAAGUCAAAUGAAACUGCGUCCAGAUCCAGCAGUCACUCUAUUUCUCACACGCUGAUUAUCACGGGUUUGAACAUGGAAAGAAAAAAACAUUAUUCGUACUAGGGAGAGCUUCUACACAUGCUCUGUGUGAAAGAGUUUUCAAACGUUAAUCUGAAAUGUCAGAACACCAGUGCAGUCACACUGAGGAGAGACUGUGGAAGUGUGGGGAUUGCGGGAAGGGAUUUCGUUACCCAUCCCAGCUGGAAACUCACCAACGCAUUCACACUGGGGAGAGACCAUUCAUCUGUGCUGUGUGUGGGAAAGGAUUCACUCGGUCAUCCCAUCUUCUCAUACACCAGCGACGUCACACUGGGGAGAAACCAUUCAUCUGCUCUGUGUGUGAAAAAAGCUUUGCUGCUUCAUCCUACCUGCUUGAACAUCAGCGAGUUCACACUGGAGAGAAACCAUUCACAUGCUCUGUUUGUGGGAAAGGAUUCACUCAGUUAUCCAGCUUGCUGAGACACCAGCGAAUUCACACUGGAGAGAAACCUUUCAUCUGCUCUGUGUGUGGAAAGGGAUUCAGUCAGUCAUACAACUUGCUAACACACCAGCGAUUUCACUCUGGGGAGAAACCAUUCACCUGCUCUGAGUGUGGGAAGGGAUUCACUGAGUCAACACACCUGCUGAUACAUCACCGCAUUCAUACUGGAGAGAGACCAUUCACUUGCUUGGAGUGUGGGAAGGGAUUCACUCGGUCAUCCCACCUACUGAGACACCAGCGAGUACACACUGGAGAAAAGCCGUUUGUUUGCUCUGUGUGAGGGGGUGGGGGGAUUCACUCUGUAUUCCGUCUUGCUAAUACACCAGCAAGUUCACAAAGAACCCCAGUUGAGGGAUUUUGCUCUUACUCAUACCACAUAAUGAUGUCUGCUUAUUGGCUGUUUAUACUGAUCUUAUUAAAUCCUGCUAUAUUAAAAGUGCCAAUAUUGUACCAAAAUAUUAAUACAAUGGUGUAUCUUUGGGAUGAGGUUUUGGAAAUGAUUCCAAGUCACUGCGAGCAUGCAUUCACACUGGGUUUGAAUCCCAUCAGUCAAGACGUUUUAUUGCAGUCUGCUUGCUGUUGUAGUGUGGUUGAGCAAUCUUAGGUUCUGGUUUUACUUGUCAGUUUAUAUCAAGUUAGAGAGAUAUGCGUGGAAAGUUCUUUACACAGAGGGUGGUGGGUGUCUGGAACGCGUUGCCAGCGGAGGUGGUAGAUGCAGACACGUUAGCAUCUUUUAAGAUAUAUUUGGACAGGUACAUGGAUGGGCAGGGAGCAAAUGGACACAGACCGAUUUAAAAAGUAGAUGACAGGUUAGAUAGAGGAUCUUGAUCGGCGCAGGCUUGGAGGGCUGAAGGACCUGUUCCUGUGCUGUAAGUUUCUUUGUUUCAAAUCCUACCCCUGCUGAAGCCACAGGCAUUGUCCCUCAAUAGGACAUCUACAAGGCUAAACAUCCUGAGAGAUUAGUUGCAACUAAUGUUAAUGAGAAGAACAAGGAAAGGCUAGAACAGGAUUUUCAGUGAAAUAGUCUUAACCUGAGAGUGAAGAAAUAGAGAAUCAUGUUUGUUAAAUAUUGACUGAAUGCAGCCAUCUGGCAGUUAUGUCCAUCUAAACCCACACAUUUUGACUGAUUGUCCCAAAAAUGACAAUGAGCCUGAGCUACACUUCAGAAGGAAAAAUAAACUCACCACUGGUUUCCUCAUCCCUUGCUCCACACUGUGACACAGGGACAGGCAACGGGAUUUGACCCCAUACACUCCAAUCUCCCAAUAAAACAGCAGUGACCACUUUCUGCUGGCAAGCAGUGGCUGACUUCAUAUCACAGGGCGGUGAGAUCCUACAAACUGUGCCAAACAGCUCAAUGCACUGAGAACAGGCUCAGGAGCAAGCAGGGAAGUUAUACCCUACUUACAAAGCCUCCACGUGGGAUUGACUCAUUCCCCGAGUGAGUGAAAAGUUUCCUUGAUCUUCCAAUUGGCAAACCUCGGCUGAUACAAUUUGUGGAAUCCUGAUCCCCGUGAAUGUUUCUCCUGAUAUUGAAAGGAUGAAAAUUAUUUUAAAUUUGGCAACACCAGCAACAAAUUCUUCCUAUUCCUUUGAACCUUUAUAACUGAGUUCUGAAAAUCCAGUCCCCAGUAUGAGAAAUGACAAAACUUGCUGAGACAGAAAAUAGAGAUCUGAAGAGUUGCAUAUAACUCUGCAGACAGAUAUGAAUUUCUUACAGUCUGUAACAGAAAUGACUGGGUUUAUUGAAACAGAUUCACAGUUUUAUUCACUGUUUUGCAGACAGUCCUAGAGUCACAUGGGCAGCUAAAACAUGAGGGCACUGAUACUAAAAUAUAUGAAUAUUGAAUGUUAAAUCCUGGAACAUGUGCUGAAAGUGGAUUGCAAUGUUCUGAAGGAGUUUAUAACUGAGGAGUGGAAGAUGAGAAUGUAAAUAUUGGUGAAUGAGUAGAAUGAACUGCAGCCUUGAUAUUUUCUCUAUAAAUGACUUUAGCAUCUUAAAUUCAGAGGCGCCAGGUGGGUUUUCCUCUGUGAAAAGGGAAACUAACUAACCAGUUAUAUGCAGCUCACUCAUUGGUAGAUCAUGGGUGUCUUAAUUUCAGGCUCAUCUAGAUCAUGUGCCAUUGUUUUACAGCUUUGUCUUGUGUUCAAACGGGAUCUCUUCUGUUUUUAUUCAUGUCCCAGUUGGUGGCGCUUGAGUGGAAACCACUUCUGCUUCAGUUUGUCAGUGUCGCUGAAUGUAUACAAGGACGUAAUCUGUGGACCAAAAUAACUGCUCAGUAUCACAGAAUGAGAAUGGACACUGUCUGGGUGGACUGCUAAGGAUGACUCUGUUAAAUGAACUCAAACCAGAAUGAACUGUUCAGAAGAUAAGGAGAAAGACAUAAGGGAACUGCCCCUGAACAUCAUUUUGAUUGGAUAAUCUUCCUGUGUGUGUUUCUUCAAUAAAAUGUUGACUGCCUGUCAUGCAGCGAAA